UUCUCCACAUUCACUCUUCACUGCUCUUGCAUACGUUUUCGUUACUUCAUUCUCGUUUAGUAUGGACUUGCAUACGGUUGCUGUAGCCUUGUUGGCUUUAAUAACAAUAAACACUAAGAUGAUGUUGCCGUUCGGCCACGUACAGGACCAACACAAGUGUCAGCGUUUGACAAAGUCGGGCAUGCUCGAAAUCCGUUGCUAUCAGAUGAGCUUGAGGGAAGUGCCACAGAACCUGAAGUCAUCGGUUGAGAUACUGGAUCUCUCAUACAAUCGCAUUAAAAAGCUCAGACAGAAUUCAUUUGAACGCUAUACAAGCAUUAAAAUAUUAGUGCUCUAUGAUAAUAAGAUACAAUCGGUGGAGCCGGGCACAUUUGCGCCAUUAACAUCGCUGGAGGAGAUCGAUCUGUCGUUUAAUACGCUUACCUCAAUACCUUUGGAAAUUUUUCAAUUACCCUCACUGCGAAAUCUUUACUUUGACGGUAAUGAGCUCUUUAAUCUGGAGCGUGAUCUGAAGGCUCUUGAAACACCAAUAGAAGCACCGCUGGAAUAUCUAAAUAUAGCCGAUUGCGGUUUAAAGAAACUGCCCGAUUUUGGUGUACUGCCAAAACUAUGGCACAUGAAUGCCUCAUUAAAUCCGCUGACUGAUUUCAGCGUGAACUCACUAGCCAAUAUGUGUAAUUUGAAAACAGUAGAUCUGCAGAAAACAGAAAUUAGUAAUUGUGGUCGCCAACAAGUGAACCGUUAUUUACGAUAUAUUAACGGCAGUUCUCAUUUUGUGCCGAUAUUUACAGGCAAACUCGAUAACAACAAUUGUCCAGAUCCAUACAACCAAACUGUCAACUCAACGAGAUAUCAUAGCUGUAAAAUUGAGGCUGUACGCGUUAAAGCGCCCAGUUGGCUUUGGUGGGUGAUUGCAGCGGCAGUGGCAUUGGCUGUGCUCGCCUUUGUAAGGUGGUUCUGGCAACGCCAUUCGAAGAAGACAUAUGUGCUGCCACCCAAAGAACAAGCGUCGACCCCGCUUGCGCUGGACAACAAAAACGCACCGAGUAAAUUUAGUUGUACAACUUUAGAUGUACUAUAAAUAGCAAACCAUUCACAACUACAGCAACAACC
Zeugodacus cucurbitae (melon fly) is the source of this 1113-nucleotide messenger RNA. RefSeq names its product relaxin receptor 1. Lineage: Eukaryota; Metazoa; Arthropoda; Insecta; Diptera; Tephritidae. Gene Ontology annotation, molecular function: protein binding. The record is from RefSeq and is a predicted model, not a curated record. Bases 62 to 1081 code for a protein of 339 amino acids. The transcript is spliced from 7 exons.